UCAUCCGUUUCCACCUUCCUUGUUGAAGUCAUUUGAUUUGAUGGGCGAUCAAUAGCGCCAAACUAUUCCGUAAUUCUUGAGUGGCUCUUUUCUCAAAUAUACCACACCGGUGCCCGUACGGCUGUAACUAUCCAUAGUUCACGCCAUGAACGGAGUUCACCAAUGCAAUUCGAAGUGAUAGUCCGUUUUUCCGGAAAUUGGGGUCAUUUCGGCGUGGGUAUGUUGCCUAUGGAUACGGGCCCGUAACAUGAGACACAGCUCUGACCAAGCCACCAACAUUCCUGGCAACAGGCGUGGUUAUCUUUGGGUUACCACAAUUCCAAGUUUCUGCGGGGAUGAGCUGUUGUCGUGUUUGGGUUGUCGAUCACGACAGAAGGCUGAAUGGAUAGCCAUUUUUAGCGCCCAUUAGCUAGUUGUUAGUACAGACGGAGUGGGAGAAAGUUGGCACACACACAAAUCGACUACAUGCAUUUCAUGCGAGGGAGCGAGGGAGAGAACAUCUGUUUUGCUAUAUAUACCUCAUGCUGCAUCUCUACCGUCCACUAUCACAAGGCUGAGGUCGGAAUGUGGAAUGGCGAGUUUUUUGAGCUGGAUGUUGAUGUUGAGGCUCCAAACAAAGCUUUAUGAGGCUAACAACCUUAGCGCCCUAUCAUGCUAGAUCGGGGAUAGAUCUGCGUUGAGCUGUCAUUGUGAGGCAUCCAUGGAUGCAUCCAAUGUAAGUACGGAGUAUGUAUGUAUGUACUAUGUACUUUUUUUUUUUUUUUGAUCUCCAUUUGCUCGCCGUUCUCUAGAAAUUUAGAAAAUGGAGUGACCCUCCAAUAAGGGCAAUUGCAUAUUCUGUCAAUCAGCCACCUGUAACAUAAUUUCCGGGAAGCAGAGUUGGUUGCUUUUCUUUUUUUUCUUCUUUGUAUGUAUGAUAAGUAGUAUACGCUGCGGAUGUCUGGUACAUGCAGUUCUACCCAUAAGACAACCAGUGAAUUCAAAUCAUAAAAGACAAUUCCAUUCCCAUUUUAAAGAGUACUAGUACAUCUAAUCUCCUUCGUGCAGUUUGACUGGCGUUAAAUCCUGUCCUUUAGGCAUAUUCUAUGUCAAACUGAUAAAGGUAAUAAUAACUCCAUCAAUCUGAUACCAUCCUGGCAUCAACUCCUCCACACCACCCUCCAAUACCUCCGCAUGCUACUCCAGAUGAAGCUUCCACUGUUGGCAGUAGCCUCCUGCCACUUCUCUCGCGUGUUGGCACAAACUUACACAGAGUGCGAUCCUCUCCAGAAGUCUUGCCCGCCGAAUCCCGCCCUUGGGAAGUCCAUCGAGAUUGACUUAGCCAAGGGUCUCCCAGAUGACUGGGAGGCGUCGAAGGAUAUCAAAUAUGGCAGUGAUGGGGGCAGCUUCACGAUCGAAAAGGAUGGAAUGAAGGCUGAGAUCCACUCAAACUUCUACAUCAUGUUUGGCAAGGUGGAUGUCACUCUCAAAUCUUCGCCAGGCAAAGGCAUUGUGAGCAGCGUUGUCCUGCAAUCCGAAUGCGGCGACGAGGUUGACCUGGAGUGGAUUGGAGGAGAUAAUAUGCAGGUCCAGACGAACUAUUACGCGAAAAGGAAUCUGGAUCACACAAGAGGGGGAUUCCAUCCUAGCCCAGAUAACCAGAACACUUUCAGAACGUACAGCAUUGAUUGGGAUAGUGAGCGGAUUAUUUGGAAGAUUGAUGGGAACACCGUUCGCGUCGCUGAGUCGGCAGCUGGGAAUUACCCACAAACCCCAUCUUAUAUCAAAAUAGGAAACUGGGCAGGGGGUGACCCUGCGCAGAACGCAAAGGGCACAGUUGAAUGGGCUGGAGGUCCGGUUGACUACUCUCUUGCCCCUUUCACCAUGCAAGUCAAAUCCAUAAAGAUCGCCGAUUAUUCCACUGGGAAGGAGUAUGUAUAUACAGACAAAACUGGGUCCUGGCAGUCUAUCAAAGCUGUGGAUGGAAAGGUGAACGGCCAUGACCGAAAUGACGGAACAAAGCCUUCGCCUGCCACUACCGCCUCCACUUUCGUUUCCACAACUGCGACGUCCUCACAGAGGAGUUGUGGCUCGAAAGGGUCUCCAGACGCUGCAUGCGGUACCGGGCCAUCAAGGAGCACGGAACCAACACCACCAAAAGGUACCGAUCCGAACAAUGGAGGCGAUCGAACGAACGGCACCCCCAAUGGUACAAAUACUGGUACAAGUACUGGCACAAGUACUGGCACAAGCACGACGGACCCUAACAACCCUGAAGCACCCAGUAGCGCCAGUGGCCAGGGUCGGCUGCAGAUCUUUGUGGGGAUCGGCUGUGCUUUAUUCGGUGCUCUCAUGGCCGUCCUUUAAAUCUUAAAGUCUGGUUAGAGUCAUCACCAUGGACGGAUGCAUAGGUAUUUGGUGGCGGUUGUGGGAAAUAUCGUGGCCUGUCAGGGGCAUAUAUGACUUCUCGCUUUAAUUAUUAAUCAUGUAAGAUGCAGCUGUAAUCUUAAUAGGAAAAGUGUGUCUAAUGAUGUUCCGAACUUGCUUCCGAUCCUAAAGUAACUAGUUAAUUAGUUAUAAGACUCGUCUCUCCUAACCAUCUCGAUCUUUCGAUUGAAUCCGUGAGGCCUUAAAUAUAUUGACAGCAAGUAGCCUCUAGAGAGGAAAUGUCCUCUUGAGCUCCAUAUGUCAGUAACCAUGAGGUUCUGGCUAUUUCCAUUACCUGCAUGUUUCUUAUCUGAGUAGAGUCAUCUCAUAAUCUUGAAUCUCUUGUUCACCAUAUCUAGUUGUGCAGGCUGGCUCAUGAUGAGGUUUUAGGUCACAAUAAAUUACUAUCUUUGGAAAUUUUCACGCUUAUUUAAGUAAAACGUAAUGAUUUUUGCUAACACUCAAAUAAUAUUUGAAGUCAU
Blastomyces dermatitidis ER-3 is the source of this 2888-nucleotide messenger RNA. RefSeq names its product cell wall glucanase. The transcript is spliced from 4 exons. Gene Ontology annotation, molecular function: glycosyltransferase activity; hydrolase activity, hydrolyzing O-glycosyl compounds. Gene Ontology annotation, cellular component: fungal-type cell wall. The coding region runs from base 1174 to 2346 and encodes 390 amino acids. NCBI's taxonomy places the organism in Eukaryota, Fungi, Ascomycota, Eurotiomycetes, Onygenales, Ajellomycetaceae. Gene Ontology annotation, biological process: carbohydrate metabolic process; fungal-type cell wall organization. The record is from RefSeq and is a predicted model, not a curated record.